AUGGAGAGAUUUAUCAACACCCAACUUCACCCGGUCGAUGCGUGCAGCAUCUGCACUGAACCCUUCAGCACGACUCACCAACCCGUUGCGCUUCCAUGCCAACAUAUAUUCGGCCACAACUGCAUCAAGAAGUGGCUCACCGGCGGUCGAGGCAACACAAAUGCUUGUCCAACAUGUCGCCAUAUCUUAGUCCCCAAGCCCAACCUCCGCGGCUCCUUCAACGUAAACUCCAUCUGGCAAGAACUCUGCCACCAAACCAACGAGCGCCUCCAAGUCUUCAUGCAGAGACUCUGGUCCGGCCUCCAAACCCUGUGGAAAAGCCACCCCAAAGGCUCCUUCUCCGUAACCUCCAUCCUCAACCAAGCCAUCAUCCCCGCCCUCACACACACCAUCCGCACCACACGCCCCUCCCCAGGCCCAACCCCAGACCCCAUCCUCGACUGCUACAACCUCACCUCCGCAUCUUGGGACUCCCUAGGAAGACCCGACAUCGCCACCGGCCUCGCCAUCCCCCUCGUGCGCCUCGCCCGGCUCACCGCCAACGCAGGCGCCGUCCUCCCCAAAUACCUAACCACAAGCUCGCGUACAAACCGCCUUAUCUGGCGCGCAAACGCCUGUCUCCCCCUCACUUGCGACCACAUCUCCUGGGACUUCAUCAUGCAAGCCGCCGCCCCCGCGUCAGUGCGCUACUUUGACCUGCUGCACCUCUACACCGUGCUGAUCAGCCAGGGCAUUGCGCAUUUCCCUGCCCCGCACCCGUUUCCAACAAAAAGACACGAGGUUGUGAAUUUAGUGGUCGAGCGGUGCUGUAGUAAGAUUGGGGGUGGGGGAUGUGCGUGGAAGGGGCGGCCGAGUGGGGAGUUCAAGGAUGUGCUGGUGGGUGUUUAUGAGGAGUUGAGGAGAUGGCAGGGGGAGAAGGGGAGGAUGAGUUUGAGGGGGAGUUAUGAGGAGGAGGGGGUUGUGAGGGGGGUUUGGGCGCUUGCUGGGUGGAAUAAGGAGAGGGCGAGAUCGUGA
Bipolaris maydis ATCC 48331 is the source of this 1014-nucleotide messenger RNA. RefSeq lists its product as uncharacterized. Gene Ontology annotation, cellular component: nucleus. Lineage: Eukaryota; Fungi; Ascomycota; Dothideomycetes; Pleosporales; Pleosporaceae. Gene Ontology annotation, biological process: interstrand cross-link repair; protein ubiquitination. Gene Ontology annotation, molecular function: ubiquitin-protein transferase activity. The record is from RefSeq and is a predicted model, not a curated record.